AUUCAUAUUAUUAAUUUCAAGAUGAUUAAAUUACGUAGGGCGUGUUUCAUUUAUUUAUCAUGCACACGCAACUAUGAGUUAUGAUGAAACAUGAAACUGACUGAUAAAAAAUAAACAGAAAUAUAUAAAUAUAAUUUAAAUAAUGUGUUUCCUUGUUUAUUGCUAAAGAAUUAAACUAGAAAUUCGGUUGAAUACAAUGAAAAAUAUAUUUUAAAUAUAGAAUUUGUACUUAAUUACAGAUGUAUAAAAGACAUCAAAUAAAAAUAUAUAAAUGUGUACAUUUGUUGCUUGUAUCGAAUAAUCGAGCAAUCGAGUCAAGACAGUUUUCGAUUUAAAACACAACGACGAACUAGAAGCUACAGCCAUUUGUCGUAGAAAAUUCUAACCUAAAGUGGAAAAUGACUGUGCGUCGGUGCGAAUAUUACAUUCAGAUAAGAAGAGUAAUUAUAAAAAACUGCAAUUCUCUGAGCAAUGCUUAACUAUCGGUUUUAGAAAUAUCUGCAUCGGAUAGGGAAGUUGAAAUCAUCGCAUUUUUGGAUAAGAAACAAUAUUUUAUACCAGGGUUAUAAAAAAAGUGGAAUUUAAUAAUUAUUUGAUCGUAUUCAUCGUACCCCGUGGGUAUGCUUAGUUAUGUCGUCAGCAAACAAUACAGAAUCACUUGGAACUCUACAAUGGGAUAUAAUCGAAUUGGCAAACCAUUUGCGUCAAGAACGCUUGUUUGUCAAUUCAGAACAACAAAAUCUACAAGUACUUAAUAAGAAGGUAUUGUAUGCAUCAUCGAAUUUAGCUCAACAAGCAUGGAUUACAGCCCAGCAAAGGGUAAACCUGAAUCAAUUGAUAAUGUCUAAACCAUAUUGUACACCAGCAUCAUGUUGUCAAAGAGCAAAUAUAUUGGAAAGCCCAAAUUUCGUGGAUGUAUACAAAUAUUUAAAUUAUCAGACAUGUCUAUCAUAUGGGGAGUUUUUAGGCGCUUUUAGGAAAUCUCCAAAGUUGAUUGCGCUAUGUUUAGUCGAGGGGGAUAAAUUGUUACCAGACUUGGUGCAAACUAUAGUUCAAUUAUUAGCAGCUGGUUUAUAUGGUAGUUGUUUGCUACCAGAGGAUAAGAUUUUGCUGUUAAAGUUAUUGAGGCACCUGAUGCUGCUACAGAUCAUACCGUCUGAUAAUCCUAGAAGAUUACUCAGACAUGGCACUUGCGCUUUCUCUAGGCUUUACUCGAUCUUUCAUGAGAGUCUAUUUUCGGCCAAGUUCUUUUUGACUGCUGCUUUGCAUAAUCCGAUUGUGCAGUUAUUGAUGGAAGAUGAAAUGUUUCUCGACAUUGAUCCAGACAAAGCGCCCAUAAGGUUCCCUGCAGCAGAGAGGUUGAAAAAAUUUGGCAAAGAGGGUACUACCGAGUAUGAAUCUAAAUUACAACGUUACAGACUCUGGACGGUUAAUUCUUUGUUUAAUAUUACACAAAGAUUUAUAACCAGUAUAAGAGAAAAUAUGCAUUGUUUCCCAAGUAGCAUAUGCUGGCUGGUUCGACAAAUGGCAGGACUUUUAGGAAAAAAUGGGAAUGUUGAUUCGAAAGAAGUACAUGCGAUGUGUACCGAUUUGGUUUUUACGUACUUUAUAUGUCCUGCGAUCGUAAAUCCGGAGCCGUAUGGUAUUACCGAUGCGCCUAUUAGCUAUGUUGCACGAUUUAAUCUAAUGCAGGUUGGACAAAUCCUGCAAAUGCUCUCGUUAAUGAAGUAUCAAGCCGUUGACAGUAAGACGUUCGAUCUCUAUAAAAAAUUCGACAAGGAUUCUAUUUCUUCUAUAAUAGAUACGAUGGUAAAUGGUGCGGCAGAAGAACUCGAAGAUGAACCCAAUAUCAGCAUCGAUAACAAUAAACUUCGAGGUCUUUCGCGUUCUGCUGCUUUAUUCACUGAGACAGAGUUGAAUACGUUCAUUAUAUUUUUGCAAACUAUAGCCGCUGAAACCGCAGUAGAAAACGCUGCUUUUGAUGCGAAACAACUGGUCAAUUUACUCUCUCAAUUACCUUCUGGUUCUUUAUCCGCAAAUAAAUUGGCUAACAAUCAUUCCGUCGAAUCUACCAACAAAAAGGGAGGUCUUCUAGGAAAAGGCAGAAAACGAGGAGUACUAAUAUCACCGUCAUCAUCGUACUCGUCUAAUACGACUAACGAUGGCGGAGAUGAGCUGAAUGGUACUUCGACUCCUGAAGAGGAAUCCAUUGAUAAAAAUCCUCAAGAUGUUCUUGUUAUCCCAUUUGGACCAACUAGUGGAGAAUUUGUUGGACUACUUAGUGAACAAAAAGUCUUGUGUACGGAACUUGGAUCUAAUUUAGAAAAUGGACCAGUUACUUUGAAUCUCGAAUCAGAUGAUAUAUCCAACAUUCACGAUAGACGGGAAAGUUGCAGCGUUGAGCGUAUAGAAAGUCAAGAAAAAAAAACUCGAUUUUCGUUGUCUCAUGAUGAAGUUCUAUUCGAAGGAUUUAAUGGCAAUACUUCGGAUAAUUUGGAGGCUGUAUCUGAAGCUGCUUCGAAUCAUAGUGUCGCGUCCUCACUGGAGCUUGAAACAGAAGAUCAAAACGAUAAUCUCUCGGAUAUGGUAUCCGCUAGUGUGUCAGGACGUGGAACGCCUAACAUAUCAGGUCGUGACACCCCAUCCUCUCAAAUGACGGAAGGUGAAGAAGGGCGAACAGACGAAACGCGACAAUUGGGUCUACCAUCGUCGACUAUACCGACGAAACAGAGCCAAUCCGAGAUAGAUGAUAAAUUUUGCAAAUUCGAAAUAAAAAAAUUAAUCGAAGGAGACGAAACUGUUUCAAUGGUAUCUGAUACUUGGUCGACGGAUGUUCUGGCUUCGGAUAGUGAAAUAGUCGAGCAACAAGAAAAACCCUUAUAUCCCCCUUCGACCGAGCAAAUUUCAUCAGUUUUGUCAACAACUUCGGAAUCAAUGCCGCAAGCAAUGUUAGAUGUGAGUGAAACUGCAUCUGAAGCUUGGAGUACUGAUGUGUUGGCUAGUGAUUCAGAGAGACUAACGGAAGUUGAUACCGACGAUACUGCUAGCGUUGCAAGAUCUGAUGACACUGCAAGGUCCGAAAUCGAAGUUGAGGCUUGUAGCGAAGCUGAAACCACCGAAAAGACACUGUCACAAUCAAUUGCUCAAAAUGUUACUUCGACUGAAUGUUUAUCAACAACGAAUUAUCAAGAGAACGCGCAACUUCCUACGAGCAUUUCUCUUUCACCGACAACGUCUCCAACGUCCAUUUCAGAUAUGGCUGAACAAAGCAGAUCUAAUUAUUCAACUAUCACGACAGAAUAUAUUGAUAAAAAUGCCAACAAUAUUGGCAGUGAUUCUAUAGAUUACGGGAAAACACCGUGCGAGGGUAUGGUCGAUCUGAUGGACAAGUUACAUAUUGAAGAUGCAAAAGAUCAAAUGGAGCAACAAAAUUCGUCUCAUCACAAUGCUAUCGCCACAGCAGCUGUUACGCCAGCUUUAUUAUUAGCUAAUCACAUCUCACCGCCUACUUUGAUGAACACAGAGAAAUCACAUAAUGUUCCGAAAUCAGAGGAAAUACAAAGUGGCUUAGUUGAUACGAUUGAUGGAAGUAUUAAUGAAAGCGGUCCUGAUGGUGCUGUUGGAUUAAGUACUGGUAGUUUGGCAUCCAGCAGUAGUUCAGGUUCUGAAACGCGAAUAAAAAAUACGAAUUCAGAGAUACCGCGUGUUUCUUUGGAAAAUGAGAACUGCGAUGUCACGAACGAUAAUCUGAAGCCGACGGCUUCAAGUGGAGCUAUACCGAAAAGUAUCAGCUUCGAUAUGACCGCAGAACGUGGAGACAAGGAAUUGUUGGACGAUGAUCAAAAAAAUAAGAGAAGCUUUUUUGGUAAAUUAAAAAUGUCUUUGAGAAAUCGACGCAGAACAGUUCGUGGUACAGAAGAUAUCGCUAGAUGUUAUGAUCGAGAUAUCAUUGGAGAUGGUAUUAACGUGAGCCGGCAUAGACCACGCAGAAUAAUGUCAGAAGAUGUGACAUCAACUAGCAGUAUGAACGGUGAUAGCACGGACGACAUUUUAGCUAAAUAUAGAAGGAAGCCAAGUGCGGCAAGUGACACAGCAUCCAUAGAAAGCAAUCAGUCUCGUAUGAAAGAUUCAACUGAAGACGAAAGGCUUUUUAUAGAUCCGAAUAAUGUAGAGCUUUCGUAUGCAUUUUCUGAUGCUAAAAGAAAAUUGCGAAUGGUACUUAGUACUGCUGAUCUUCAGCACGUUCCUUGGAGCGCUACGUCAGAGCGGAGUUACUGGUUACAAAAGGAAAAUGAAUUAGUUGCUUUCCUGCAAUUGCAAUUGGCAGAAGCCAUAAAUUUACAAGACAGAGCAUUAAUAGCACAUUUACACGAAACAUUGCGCUGCGUUCGAUUGUUUAAUGACGACGGAUGUAGAAAAUUGUUUAAAUCAUUACGCGAAGAUUAUAAAAAACGAUCACCAUACAUCGCGUACUUGAUCAGAUGUCGACAAGGACUACUUUCCACGUUAGCUCAUCUGGAUAGAUUGUGUGUUAGAGUCAAAUGCGAUCGUGACACUAUCAACAAUCAUCUUGUUUCUGUUUGCGUAAAAGUAUUUUUGGAAAAGAGAGAAUCACUUCUUCUGCGUUUCUGUGAUGAAUUCAAGAAAUUGACACUGACUGAUGAAAAACAAGAUUUAGUCGACAAUUUCUUAAGUACUGUUUAUGCUAAAAUGGAUAGCGAUUCGAUUUGGCAAUCAGGUGCAAGCGAGAAUCAGCUAAACUUGGCGAGAGUUGUAGUGGAAAGGACUGUGAUGGCUCGCGUUUAUCAUAACGCUCUUUAUCCAAACGGGGACGGUGACGUUUACAGGGACCAAUUGCUGCAUGACCAUAUUAAAAAACUGGCUCAAGUCGUAACACCGAAUCACAAAGAUUUACGAAUCCCAAAAAUUUAUCACUAUGAAUGUCCCUGGCCUUGGGCCCAAGCGGAAUUAGCUGUGAUAUCAGCCUAUAAAACGCCUAGAGAUAAAUUACAAUGUGUCUUUCGUUGUGCUACUACCAUUAUGAAUUUACUUUCUAUGGCAACAGAAAGGGGAGUUCCUGCGGCUGAUGAUAUGAUUCCCGUAUUAGUCUACGUUAUCAUCAAAACUAAUCCACCAUCCUUGCUUUCAACUAUUCAAUACGUGGAUAGCUUUUACGGUAAUAGAUUAGGGGGAGAAGAACAAUAUUGGUGGACACAGUUCUGUUCCGCAAUUGAAUUUAUAAAAACCAUGGAUUAGCUCGUAUCUACUAACAAAGUAUUGUUAGAACUGUAGAAAUAGUGUACAAUAAUUUUCACGAUCACGCUCAUUAUUUCUUAAUAACUGUCAUUGUCAUUUCGAAUAUAUAUUAUAAUUAUAAAUUAUAAUAUUACAAUCGUCAUAAUUAUCAUCUUUCUUAAUUUUAUCUUUAUUAUUAAGCCAUUGUAAUCAGCAUGCGUAAUAUCAGUAAAUGAAUAUCUCUAUUCUUGCUAUUUUAACAUCAAUUAUUUUUGUAAAAAUGUGUCAUAAUCACUGUACAUCUAAUAAUGAGAUUUCUGGCACUUUUGCUGUAGUACUAUUACUUCCAUAACUAUAAGUAUAAUUUUUAGAACUAUAAGUAUAAAAGAUUGUACUUGAUUAUAUUCUUAAGAGAAAUGCAUAUAUAUCCUGCAAUAAAUAUUAGAAGAACAAUUGCUUUAAAAUAAGCUACUUAGUAAAGAUUUAACUCAUAA
Messenger RNA from Ceratina calcarata, 5729 nucleotides. It is a transcript of the gene Gapvd1, whose product is annotated as GTPase activating protein and VPS9 domains 1. Bases 631 to 5256 code for a protein of 1541 amino acids. Lineage: Eukaryota; Metazoa; Arthropoda; Insecta; Hymenoptera; Apidae. The record is from RefSeq and is a predicted model, not a curated record. Gene Ontology annotation, molecular function: small GTPase binding; guanyl-nucleotide exchange factor activity. Gene Ontology annotation, cellular component: endocytic vesicle; cytosol. The transcript has 16 exons. Gene Ontology annotation, biological process: vesicle-mediated transport; regulation of GTPase activity.